UUAGAGAGGUAUGAUAACCUCGGAGGGUGUAAUUAUAAAUUUUCCUUGAGAAACGUCCCUCUCAAAUCAAAACGGCGGGAAAAUUGGAGGGCGAGCAUAGGCAGCAUGAAGGUGCUGAACGUGGCGGAGAAGCCGUCGGUGGCGAAGGCGGUGGCGACCAUACUGUCAAGGAAUCAAGGGCUAAGGGUGAGGGAAGGAAGGUCCCGCUACAACAAGCUCUUCGAGUUCAAUUAUUCCAUUCGCGGCCAACACUGCCAAAUGGUGGUCACCUCCGUCAUUGGCCACCUCAUGGAGCUCGAGUUCGAAGACCGCUUCCGCAAGUGGCACUCCUGUGACCCUGCCCACCUCUACCACGCUCCUGUCCGCAAGUUCGUCCCCGAGGACAAAUUGGAUAUCAAGAGGACCUUGGAGGAGGAAGCUAGGAAGUGCCAGUGGCUUGUGUUGUGGCUUGAUUGUGAUAGAGAGGGAGAAAACAUUGCAUUUGAAGUGCUUGAGGUUUGCGCUCAGGUGAAUCGUCAUAUCGAUGUGUGGAGGGCUCGUUUCUCUGCUUUAAUUGACAGGGAAAUCCAUGAAUCUGUGCAGAAUCUUGUUCGACCUAAUCAAUUGUUUGCUGAUGCAGUGGAUGUUAGGCAAGAAAUAGAUCUUCGGAUUGGUGCUUCUUUCACUAGGUUUCAGACCAUGCUGUUGAGAGAUGCAUUUGUUCUUGAUUUUGCUGCUGAUGAUAGAAAUCUUGUUCUAAGUUACGGUCCUUGUCAGUUCCCUACGCUUGGCUUUGUUGUUGAAAGGUAUUGGGAGAUACAGUCACAUGAGCCUGAAGAGUUCUGGACAAUCAACUGUUCUCACAAAUCAGAUGAAGGCACUUCUACUUUCAAUUGGAUGCGUGCACAUCUAUUUGAUUAUACUUGUGCUGUUAUAAUAUAUGAGAUGUGCAUUCAGGAACCUACUGCAACUGUCACAAAAGUUAGACAGCAGGAGAAGCUGAAGUAUCCUCCACAUCCUUUAAAUACUAUCGAGCUUGAAAAGCGUGCAUCAAGAUACUUCCACAUGAGUUCUGAACACACCAUGAAGGUGGCGGAGGAUCUGUACCAAACUGGUUUCAUCAGCUAUCCUCGCACAGAGACUGAUUACUUUUCCGAGAGAACUGAUUUGCAUGGAAUUGUGCAAGAACAACUUGGGCAUCCCAUAUGGGGCUCCUAUGCACAACGGUUGUUGGACCCUGGGGCAGGACUCUGGAGAAACCCUAGUAAUGGUGGCCAUGAUGAUAAAGCCCACCCACCCAUUCACCCAACAAAAUUCUCUGCUGGAGAAUCUGGAUGGAGUCAAGACCACCAGAGAUUGUAUGAGUUGGUUGUUCGCCAUUUCUUGGCAUGCGUUUCACAGCCAGCUGUAGGUGCUGAGACAAUUGUUGAAAUUGAUAUUGCCGGUGAAUCAUUUUCUUCAUCAGGGAGAGUGAUAAUAGCUAAAAAUUACCUAGAUGUUUACCGGUUUGAAUCAUGGGGAGGCUCUAUGAUCCCAACAUAUGUCUUUGGACAACAGUUUAUUCCAACAACAUUGACUCUUGAUUCUGGAGUUACUAGACCACCCCCACUUUUAAGUGAAGCUGAUUUGCUAAACUGCAUGGACAAGGCUGGCAUUGGUACAGAUGCAACAAUGCAUGAUCACAUAAAAAAGCUGCUGGAUCGGUUUUAUGCAACUAAGGACUCAAAUACUCGUUUCUCACCAACAAAUCUUGGUGAAGCGCUGGUAAUGGGUUAUGAUGACAUGGGGUAUGAACUCUGGAAACCAUAUCUUAGAUCAAUGAUGGAAUGUGACAUGAAAGCAGUCAGUAUAGGCACAAAAAGGAGAAAUGAAGUUUUAACAACUUGCUUGGAGCAGAUGAAAGCUUGCUUUUUAGAUGCAAGGCUGAACAAAGUAAAACUCUUAGAAGCCAUGGCACUUUUCUUUGAGAGAUCUAAUAGAUCUAGUGGGGAUGAGCAGCAUGAAGUUGGAGAUGUUGUUCGACAAUGCACUCUUUGCCAGGAAUCAGAUAUGGUCCUGAGGCGAAAACCAGACCAAGACUUGAGGAAGAUGAUUGGACUUGCUAAGCAUCAGAACAGGCUAUGCUACUUUGAGACAUCAAGCGAGUCAUCUGAUGGCAAUUUCAUGGUUGGAUGCUUGGGUUAUCCACAGUGUAGGAAUGUUGUCUGGCUUCCUGGAUCCAUAUCAGAAGCAGCCAUUACCACUAUUUCUUGUAACCAUUGUACUCCAGGUCCUGUUUACAAGAUUCAAUUUAAGUUUCGCCGGCUAGAAAUUCCACCGAAUUACAAUAUCGAUCAUUUGGGUUGUGUUUGUGGCUGUGAUGAGAUUCUUAGACAGUUGACAGAAAUUUGCGGAACUGGCUCCCGCAUUUGUUCUACUGUACCAGCAGCAAGAGGGCGAGGAUCAAAUGCAUCUUCCACCAAUGCACAACGAAGUAAUACUAGGCAGACUGCUUGCAUUCACUGCAGCCAAACAGGGCAUUCUUCAAAUGAUUGCCCUUCUCGGGUUCCGCGCUCUCGGAAUUCUCAGUCUCAUCGAACAAAUAUGCCAAGCGGAGAAUCUUCAAUUCCAUGUAAUGUAUGUGGAACACCUUGCAUAUUGCGGACUGCCAACACUGAAAAUAACAGGGGAAGAAAGUUCUACUCAUGUCAAUCUCAGGAGUGCAACUUCUUUGUAUGGGAGGAUAGCCUCAACAGCAGCAGUGGGGGAAGAAGUGCUCAACCUGCAACUGCCAGGAGCUCAGCGUCUAAUCCCAGCAGGAGGGGUGGCCGAGGCAGAGGUGACCGUGGCAGGGGUCGUCAGAGUGGAGCACGCACCAGCGACACCACUUUCGUGUCAGCAACUGGUGAUCCUGUAUCUGGUAGAAGAUGUUUCGUUUGUGGAGAUCCAUCACAUUUUGCAAAUGUCUGCCCUAAUCGAGGAAUGUGACUGAAGAAGCUCCUCAUUUUGGUAUCAUCUUUCUAGACUGGUGGCAGCUUCUGAUGUAGGGGAGAAGAGAUUUUUGGUGCCUCUUGCCCAUGCGGUUCUUGCACCUAAACUUGUAAAUACUUCAAUGUUUUGCUCGAUUUAUUGCCAAAAACGGUUCAUAUAUAUAAAAGCAUAUUGUCAAAUUA
Molecule: messenger RNA, 3131 nt
Organism: Vitis vinifera (wine grape)
Lineage: Eukaryota; Viridiplantae; Streptophyta; Magnoliopsida; Vitales; Vitaceae
Product: DNA topoisomerase 3-alpha
Exons: 25
Coding region: 106-2946 (946 amino acids)
Biological process (GO): DNA topological change
Cellular component (GO): chromosome; nucleus
Molecular function (GO): DNA topoisomerase type I (single strand cut, ATP-independent) activity; DNA binding; zinc ion binding
Source: RefSeq, a predicted model, not a curated record